Molecule: messenger RNA, 2499 nt
Organism: Abrus precatorius (Indian licorice)
Lineage: Eukaryota; Viridiplantae; Streptophyta; Magnoliopsida; Fabales; Fabaceae
Product: pentatricopeptide repeat-containing protein At3g58590
Exons: 3
Coding region: 1-2499 (832 amino acids)
Biological process (GO): RNA modification
Molecular function (GO): RNA binding; protein binding
Source: RefSeq, a predicted model, not a curated record
AUGGAGGCUAGUGACACUGCCACUACAAUAUUCGACGAGAGUAACAAAGAGAAUGUUCCUCCAACAUGCGACAAUAACAAGGGUAUGACCCCAAUUCCUCACACGACCACAGCUUUGAAGAACAAGAAGGGUUGUAACAGAAAGCCCAAGAGGGUUCCUCUUGCUGACAUCACCAAUCUCUUUAACAAUUCUACAACAACUCGUCCCCACCAACGACAAAUUGGAGUUUCUGAUCUUCGUAGGACACACACGAUUCACCGUUCGGUACUUGAACUUGAUCAUUGUCACACUACAUUUGUUUGCUUUGCCAUCAAAAGGGUGCAUGUUUUCCGACAUGGCAAACUCCUCCUUAAUUUACUCGAAGCGUGUUCUAGCAUUCGGUCCCUUGCCACAACCAAAUGUCUCCAUGCACUCUCCAUCACAAUGGGUCCCAUUCCAAAGCAAUCCAUCUUCAUCCACAACAACAUCAUUUACUCUUACAUUUCUGUUGGCGAAGUUCUGCAUGCACGCAAGGUUUUCGACGCUUUGCCCCAGAGAACUGUUGUCUCUUACAACACUCUCAUCACUGCUUAUUGUCGACGUGGGGAUGUAGAUGAUGCUUGGAACUUGUUCUGGCACAUGAGGGGGAGUGGUUUUGUGCCUACCCAGUACACCCUCUCAGGGUUGUUAUCUUGUGAGUUGUUGGGUCUUUCUCAGGGUUUUCAGUUGCAGGCUUUGAGCAUUAAAGAUGGACUCUAUGAUGUUGAUGCUUUCGUGGGUACGGCUUUGUUGGGCAUGUUUGGGAGGCAUGGAUGUUUGGAUGAAGCGUUUUGGGUAUUUGAUGAUAUGCCCCACAAGAGCUUGGUGACAUGGAACUCCAUGUUGUCCUUGCUGGCUCGUAAUGGGUUUGUUGAAGAUUGUAAGGUUUUGUUUCGUGAACUUGUGGGAAUGGGGGUGUCUUUGUCAGAAGGUUCUUUUGUUGCCGUUUUGUCUGGACUUGUUGAUUCUGAGGAUUUGGAAUAUGGUGAACAGAUGCAUGGUUUGAUGGUUAAAUGUGGGUUUGGUUGUGAAAUUACUGCGGUUAAUUCUCUCAUCUAUGUGUACGUCAGGUGCAAAGCCAUGUUCUUGGUGGGAAGAUUGUUUGAGGAGGUUCCUAUUCAGAAUGUUGUGUCUUGGAAUACAAUCAUUGACGCAUUGGUAAAAAGUGAAAGCCCUAAAAUGGCGUUGGAGCUGUUUUUGAAUAUGUCUGGCAGAGGAUUGAUGCCAAGUCAGGCCACGUUUGUUGCUGUUAUUGACUCGUGUACUAGUUUGAGAAACUCGGCAUGUGGAGAAUCUGUCCAUGGUAAGGUAAUUAGAAGUGGUUUCGAAUCUGAUGUUAUUGUGGGUACUGCAUUGCUAGACUUCUAUGCCAAAUGUGAUGACUUGAGUUCCGCCCAUAAAUGUUUUGAUCAGAUAGAAGAGAAGAAUGUGGUUUCUUGGAAUGCUUUGAUAUUGGGUUACUCAAAUAUUUGUUCUUCUACAUCAGUUCUAUUGUUGCAAGAAAUGCUUCAGUUAGGUUAUUCCCCUAACGAGUUUUCCUUUUCUGCUGUUCUUAAGUCAUCAUCAAUAUCUGACCUACAUCAGCUCCAUGGUUUGGUUAUAAGAACGGGGUAUGAGAGUUAUGAAUAUGUGUUAAGCUCUCUUGUUAUGGCUUACACUAGAAAUGGUUUCAUAAAUGAAGCACUUUCGUUUGUCAAAGAAUUUAAUAAUCCACUUCCUGUAAUCCCAUCUAACAUAAUUGCUGGAAUCUAUAACAGAACUUGCCAAUACCAUGAAACAAUAAAGUUGCUUUCUUUGCUAGAAAAACCUGAUGUUGUAUCUUGGAAUAUUGUCAUUUCAGCCUGUGCUCGGAGUAAUAAUUAUAAUGAGGUUUUUGAGCUUUUCAAGCAUAUGCAUUCUGCAAGCAUCCAUCCAGAUAGUUACACAUUUAUGAGUGUAUUGUGUGUGUGCACCAAAUUUUGCCGUCUGGAUUUGGGCAGUUCUCUUCAUGGACUUAUUAUAAAAACUAAUCUUAGUAACUGCGACACAUUUUUGUGUAAUGUACUAAUUGACAUGUAUGGGAAUUGUGGAAGAAUUGAUAGUUCGGUGAAAGUUUUUGAAGAAACUACCUACAAAAAUGUUAUUACAUGGACAGCUUUAAUUAAUGCCUUUGGGCUGAAUGGUUAUGCUCAUGAGGCAGUAAAGAGAUUCCAAAACAUGGAGUUAAUGGGAUUGAAGCCUGAUGCAUUAGCUCUCAGAGCAGUGCUUUCUUCUUGCAGAUAUGGUGGAUUAGUGAGGGAAGGAAUGGGAAUUUUCAGGCAAAUGGGAACCAAUUAUGGGAUUCCACCAGAACUUGAUCAUUACCAUUGUAUAGUAGAUCUCCUGGCUAAAAGUGGACUGAUUAAGGAAGCUGAGAAAAUUAUUGCGAGCAUGCCUUUCCCACCAAAUACCAAUAUAUGGCGUAGCUUCCUUGAAGGCUACAAGAGGCAAGAAUUUGCAUAA